GGCCCAGGUUAUUAUUAAGGUCAACGUCUAUAUUUAGCAUUUGCCCUACAACUGGGACUGCGUUGUCACGUGACGUUCAGUACUCAUCCUCGAAGCUUAAUAUACAAUAUAAAUAUACACUAACUCUAGGUGUAACACGUUUUUUCUCUUAUGAUUCACGCUGGACGUCUGUAAAUAAAACCAUGCAGUGAUUUAAUGCAUAUUCUGUUAACUGCACAUUAAGUUAUAGCUAACCACAUAUGUCUACUAAUGCAGUUAUCUACGAUGAAGCUGCAAUGGAACUGUUAGGAACUUUGUUCAUCAUUGGUACACUUGUGUAUGGAUUAAGUAACAUUUUCCUACUAGGAUGUGUUGAGUUUGGAAAAUAUAAGCUAAAUAUAGGCUGCAAGUUUUUCAAUAGCGACCGCCGCGAUGAAAGUUCCAUUGCCAGUGAGCAUGAAGAACCUUUGGGCAAUGGACAUAUCGAUGCUACAACGAAAAACAUUCGCAAUACAGAAAUGGGUUUCAUCAGUGCAUGCAGAGAAGAGAAUGUCAAUCAGAAGAAAGAUUCAACAAAGGUCAACAUAUUAUUAGAUUUGGUUAAAUCCAAGUCUACAUGUCCUUCGAGUAACUUGUGUCAUGGGUACUAUAUGGAGAAAAUGACCAUCCGGAGAUCAAGAUGUUUUGAAUUUGCAUUACAUUCGGCUUUGAACAUCCUCAUUUGUCUUUUCAUUUUCGUGUUUUUUCCUUUAAAGACAAAUAAAUCGGAAACGUGUCUUCAGCUACUGUCUGGAAUUACCGAUGGUUCCCAGAUAAAAGAAAACCGACUGUGUCUCUCAAAAUUACAAGACCAAGAUUUAUUAGAAACAUUUUCUUUUCAUUUCCUGGAAAAAAAGAUCAACUUUAAAAUCAACUUUAAAAUGUUUAAUCACUGGGCUCAACUUUCCAACGCAUUGCAGGACCAACUUUUUCAAACAGUUAGCAGCUAUACUUUGUCAGUUUUAGAGACUUUUAGACUUGCAACAUUUCGUAACCUACCAAUGUUCUCAAUGCGACAGAACCUGUCUGUUCUACUGUUGGCCGACGGGGGCUUUUCCUAUCGAGGCCAAGGUGACAAGGUUCAGUGCGACGUGUGCAAAAAUGAUGUCAACUUAAGUGAUUUUAUGUCUGGUGACUCUAUGCUGAACCCCAAGGACCCGGUGUUCCACAAAAUGCAAUGCGCUAUUUUAACAAAGGGCGUUGAUAGCAGACCCACUGAUAACUUAGAAGCAAAUAAUAAUGGUUUGGAUCCAGCUCCAGAUUCGGAAACGUUUCCAACUAACGAAUACACUGUUCCCAAUGAUACGCAGCUGAUUGACAUUGAUGCUAAUAGCUAUUCAGGUUCGAAAAAAUCAGAUCUAGGCAGUGCUGAUCUUCAAAGUAAUAAUGUAACAACCUCGGAUAAUGAAGGAUGUAUUAUCGUCAACGGAAAUUCUCAAAGUUUACCUGACCAACACAAUGGAAACUCGAGUUCACUUGGCGCUGAAGCUUCGCCUCAGUCUUACCAACCACAAGCUGCUGAAGAUGAUGGCUACAUAUCGGAUGAUCCCAAUUUCAUUGAUAGUACACUCUUUAUACCCGAGCUCACGAAUAUAGCAAGUGCUGAAGAUUUUCGUCAACCAAUGCGAGCUUUGAAAUGUGACAAAAAUCCUGGCCACUUUGCUUACUUCCCAAUGGCAUGUUUAAAACUAGAACAGCUGCCAAGUAAGAUGAGAAAGCCAGAAUUUCUUAGGUUUUUACAACUAUUUGGCAUGUUGACCGUCCGAAUAGUUGUCAAGGAGACCAGCACAGGUAGGCACAAGUCAGAUCCCGCAUUCAAAAACACAGACAAAGACAAUCCACGAUUGGGUACUGGUUAUGUUUCUUUCCAAGAAUUUGACUUAGCUGUAAACGUAGACAAAUCCUCUUUGGCUUCUGAACACGGAAAAUGGAAAACUGUAAAGAACUAUGUGAAAACUUUAGUAAAGAAAAACUCAGAAAAACUGUACAUUGAAACAAACUAUCAUUUGGUUUUCGAUAACUUUGAAGCUGCAAACACGACCGUGGAGUUCUUUUUUGAUGAUCCAACUCGCAAGAACGUCAAGGCAGUAAAGUGUGUGGGAAUGAAGCACAGCGGUAUCCCUGGAGACAGCAGAGUCGUCUUGGAAUGUAAGAGCGCAGAUCAAGAGUUCAUAUCCCGUAUUCAUCAGAUCAAACACCAACUGAAGGAAGUGGUGGAGAAAUUACCCAGAAAGAUCAAAGCCAUGAUGUGCAAGAAGCUGUUCAUCAUUCACCACCCACACGGCAGAGAGAAACACUUGUCUUACGGAGACUCUGUGACUGUCAAGUAUAUUGUCGAUCAGAACAGACACGGCCGAAACCGAAUGACAAGGACCAACAACCAAUCAAAAGAACUAAAUGUUAGGAAACUUAUGCAGUAUGCAGCAGACACCUGCCCAGGAACAUCUGGAGCCCCUGUUAUAAGUUUUCUUAGGGGAUUACCAGAUGCUAAUGGAAGUAUUACUUAUCACUUGGAUAUCUGGAUACACAAUGGUGAAGACAGGAAGAACAAACUGGGAGGCGCUUCAAUGAAAGAAUUAACGCCGGAAGAUCAUCUCCAGCCUCAUCUGCAGAGUGGGGCUGACGAAGACAGUGGCGAAGAAGACGAGUCUUCUGAGAAUCAGACAGUGUGCGCCCCAUCUUUAAAAGUCUUGCCCCCAGCCAACCCAGACUUUGUAUUGUAUAUCCAACGUUUAGAAAGUUACAAUAAACUGAAUCAUAAAUUGAUUCACUCUUUGAAAUACUUGGCACAAGCUGGUUUCUAUUAUGGUGGCUAUGAUGAUUGUGUGAGAUGCUUCCAAUGUGGCUUGGGCCUCAGGUCAUGGAAGGAAGGAGAUAACAUCUAUGAACAGCACCAGAAAUACAAACCUUCUUGUCAGUACCUGGUAUCACAGCUCAAAGAUAGACAGACUAUUCCAGAGGAUCAUUGGCUAAACAGUGACCAGUCAGAUGAAAAUGUUACAGAGAAACUGAACCAAACGACCUUGAACCUUUUAAAGAGAGAACAUAAAGAGCUGAUGCAAAUUUUGAUGUGCAAAGUCUGCGACAAGGAACCAGUGAAGGAUCUGUUUCUACCCUGUGGGGAACUCUGUGCCUGUACAGGAUGCUCUAAGCUCUUAACUCACUGUCCUUCCUGCAAGAAACAAAUAAUGGCAACUGUUACCACAUACUUGACUUAAGAAGAAAUAUUUCUGAUGAGACAUCAUUUGAGCUAUGUAAUACAUUUUUUGAUGUCAAGAAGUUUUCAACUUGACCUGCUUUGAUCAAGUACAUAAUUAUAAUGAUUAUUCGAGAAUAAAAAUGCUAUUAAUUUAGCUGUUUUUCUUACAAGAUAGAAUGAAUAGCUUAUGCUCCACUGCAGUGACUACCUGACUUUGAGAUGUUAUGUCUUUAUAUUAUUACACUACAUGUUCUGAACCAAAUGUACCAGGGUAUUCUAGCUCUUGUAUGUACCAGGGUAUUCUAGCUCUUGUAUGUACCAGGGUAUUCUAGCUCUUGUGGCCUCAGCGUGGCACCCUGGUGGAAACGUCCCUAAAAUAAAAAUGGAUAGGCUAACUACAAGAGCAAAACUAGUCACAUGUGUAAUACCUCAGUACAAUGGAGGCGGUGGGGGUGUAAGAAAAGCUUAAGCUAAGUCCUCUGGUCUUUCAGCUGAGAGAAGCAAGAGAAGAUUUCAAAAUCUUUAAUGGAUAUGUUAAUGGAAUAAAUAAACAUCAAUGGUAAAAGACCACAGAAACACAUGUCUGUGACAAUUAUUAAAAUAUUGACAACUCAGAUUUAUUUUAAUUUGCUUACAUCAUUUUUGUAGUGGCUUUAAGGGUUCAUAUUUCAGUGGGAAUGGGUCUAAUCAACUUUUCAAAGAUUCAUUUAGGAUGGGAGCAGAGGAUGGAGUAGGGUGCAAGAGAGGAAAAAUUUAUGUUAGAUUUUUAAUGUUAUAUUAGAUUUCUUUCAUAAUAGCUUUUCAUAGCUUUUGAACAAAUACAUUACAUUUUUUUUUUUUUUUUGUAAAUUUGUACAUAUUCCAUACAUAAGAUCAAUGUAAACAUUAUUUUUAGUUUUAAUGUAUAUGUAUUUAAACAUUAGUAAGAACUGAAUGUAUUUUAGCGACAAUAACUCUUUAUUUUACCCUGUGGCUUUUAAUCAAGUUGUUUUUUUUUGUUAUCUAAAGUCUUUUUAGUUAUAAAAUGCUUAUGUUUUUUAUUUAAUCUAGUAAAAUCUGCACACUAUUGAUAACUUGAUUUAGUCGAGUGCAUUAUGUGUGUAUCUUAGAUUGUUUAAUUAGAACUUUGAAAUGCGUGCUUUGUUAUUUCUUUCCUCUUGAUUAACCUUUUAUUUGUCCUUUGCUUAAGUGUAUUCUAGAGGCUACAAAAAUAAAAUUGAAAUAAAAAAAAUAUUUGUGACAUUA
Molecule: messenger RNA, 4462 nt
Organism: Biomphalaria glabrata
Lineage: Eukaryota; Metazoa; Mollusca; Gastropoda; Planorbidae
Exons: 9
Coding region: 240-3236 (998 amino acids)
Biological process (GO): regulation of cell cycle
Cellular component (GO): cytoplasm; nucleus; spindle microtubule
Source: RefSeq, a predicted model, not a curated record